AUGGCUGCUCUCUACACGUUAGUCUCCUCCACACGCCUCUCUAUCUCCCUGCCAACUCAUCACUUACCAAAGCGCCGCCGUUUCUCUUUGACGUUAGCAACUCUUGCCUCAUCAUCUCCAGAGUCCUCUGCACCAUCUAACUCUAUCACCAACGGAGGAAACACGUUGUCAAAUUCUAAUGGAGCUCAUAACAAGGUUGUGGAUGAUUACAACACCCCCUUUGCUCGUUUCUUUCGUUCCACCGAGUCUAACGUUGAAAGGAUAAUAUUUGAUUUCCGGUUCCUUGCGCUCUUGGCAGUAGGAGGCUCUCUGGCUGGUUCGCUACUCUGUUUCCUCAAUGGGUGUGUCUACAUCAUUGAGGCAUACAAAGUUUACUGGACUAACUGUGUCAAAGGCAUCCACACCGGAAAAAUGGUUUUACGUCUAGUCGAAGCUAUAGAUGUUUAUCUAGCUGGGACAGUUAUGUUAAUAUUUAGUAUGGGUUUAUAUGGACUCUUCAUCAGCAACUCUCCUCCUGAUGUCCCUUCCGAAUCUGACCGUGCCCUUAAAAACUCUUCACUCUUUGGAAUGUUUGCCAUGAAGGAGAGACCAAAAUGGAUGAAGAUCAGCUCAUUAGAUGAGCUGAAAACCAAAGUUGGACAUGUUAUUGUAAUGAUUCUUCUAGUGAAGAUGUUCGAAAGAAGCAAGAUGGUUACCAUCGCCACUGGACUUGAUUUGUUGAGUUAUUCCGUUUGUAUCUUCUUGUCAUCUGCUUCUCUUUAUAUCCUCCAUAAUCUCCACAAGGGAGAGAAUUGA
Eruca vesicaria subsp. sativa (arugula) is the source of this 795-nucleotide messenger RNA. The record is from the annotation of a GenBank genome assembly. NCBI's taxonomy places the organism in Eukaryota, Viridiplantae, Streptophyta, Magnoliopsida, Brassicales, Brassicaceae.